AUCAGUCCGGUGCAAGCCGUUGUGGAGCGCGCUAGUGUCCGCGUAUUGUAAAAUAAAAUAAAAUGUUUACGAGUGAAGUUUGAGUAUAAACAAAGUUUUAAACUGUUUUAAUAUGACUAUUGUUGUUGUGUUGUGAUUAUUAAGUGUGUUGAACAUGUCUCGGAUUAUUAUUGUGUUGUUUUUGGCCGCGGUGGCGGCCCAGGAGGAGGAAGGCGGUAGAUGCGAGAGGAUCAGGCUGCCUCUGUGCCAGGACCUGGGGUACAACUGGACAGCCAUGCCCAACCUCAUGGGCCAUCGGGAUCAGAAGGAAGCUGAAGAAGCGAUGGGUGCGUUCGCCGGCAUCCUGUCGAGCGGGUGCUCGCCGCACGCGCGCUUCCUGCUGUGCUCCGCCUUCGUGCCCCUCUGCACCCGCGAGGUCUCCGGCUCCGUCAGCGCCUGCCGCGCGCUCUGCGAGACCGUCGCCGACGACUGCAAGCAACAACUCCACGAACUCACCCUAGACUGCACCGCCUUCCCGCUCAGAGCAGACAGGAGACUCUGCAUGCGCCCGCCCAACGCCAGCGAAUCCGAACCAGAACCACCCCCACCACCAAGGUGGCCGUUCCACGAACAAGAUCUACGCGAACACGGCUGCCCACCGGCGCACACUAGAGCCCCCACAGGAGAGUGCUGGCCCGCGUGCGGACAACCAGCCCAGUACACGCAAGGCGACAAGCGCACAGCUGAGAUCCUCAUGACUACCCUCGCCUGGUUCUCCCUACUAUCGACCACCUUCGCGUUGCUUACGUUUUGCGCGGAGCCGUCGAGAUACCGCUACCCGGAGAGGCCGGUAGUGUGGAUGGCGGCGUGCCACGCCAUCAUAGCCUUAGCGUACGUCGCGCGCGGCUGGCUCGGAGCUAAGAUAGUCUCCUGCUCGGGAACUACGCUCGCCGUCGACGGGCUAGCAUCCACUACAUGCGUAGCGUUCUUCUCUAUAACUUACUACUUUACACUGGCCGCUGAUGCUUGGUUCGCGAACGCGUGCGUCGCGUGGUACCUAACAGCUGCUAGCGAAUGGUCGACGGAAGUUCUAGAGAGAGCGGCAGCGUAUUUACAUGCAGUAGCCUGGGGCUGGGCCGGCGCUUGGACAGCGGCAGCUUUGGCUUUGAGAAGAGUGACAGCAGACGAGCUGACAGGGACGUGUGUCGUAUCAGACGCGGCCGCUGCGGCUUUGAUAGGCGUGCCAAGAGGUGCAUUGCUCGUGACAUCUAUCGCGCUAGCAUUCGGCGCGUGUCCAGGCAUCAUGAGAGUGCGAAGAGCUUUAGACUCACGAGGCGCAAAGCGCGUCGGAAGGCUCGCCGCCCGAGCGGCCGUCUGCGGACUUCUAUAUUUAAUAUUAGCCGCCGCGGGUACAGCGGUGAGAGUUUACGAAUCUCGCCUGAGAGAAACGCAGUCCGGCCUGGCGUUACUGGCAGCUCUAGAGGCCGGGAAUCAGGAAGAAACGGUCGGAUCGAAUGGGCUUUCAAUCUGCCUGUGGCUCGCUUGCGGCAUAGCGGCUGGCGCCUGGGCGUGGUCGCGGAAAUCAGCUGUUGUCUGGAGGAAAGCGCUUUGCCCCCCUCGCAAAGCCCCGAGCUACUCCCCACCCUUACUUAGAACUCACCCCCCCUACUAUAAGAGACCGCUGCACGUGUCCCGUGUGUGAAUCUGUGUGAAAGACUGUUAAGUGCCUAAUUUAUGCCUUCUGUGAAGGCGCUCUCGAUUGUAAAACUGUAAAUAAUGUAAAUAUAUAUUAUACUGUUGAUUUUUGAUAUAAA
Leguminivora glycinivorella is the source of this 1793-nucleotide messenger RNA. Its product is annotated as frizzled-10-like. The record is from RefSeq and is a predicted model, not a curated record. NCBI's taxonomy places the organism in Eukaryota, Metazoa, Arthropoda, Insecta, Lepidoptera, Tortricidae. The transcript has 2 exons. Gene Ontology annotation, molecular function: Wnt receptor activity; Wnt-protein binding. Bases 155 to 1681 code for a protein of 508 amino acids. Gene Ontology annotation, cellular component: plasma membrane. Gene Ontology annotation, biological process: canonical Wnt signaling pathway; non-canonical Wnt signaling pathway.